This is a messenger RNA of Desarmillaria tabescens, 537 nucleotides long. RefSeq lists its product as uncharacterized. The record is from RefSeq and is a predicted model, not a curated record. The transcript has 2 exons. Bases 1 to 537 code for a protein of 178 amino acids. NCBI's taxonomy places the organism in Eukaryota, Fungi, Basidiomycota, Agaricomycetes, Agaricales, Physalacriaceae.
AUGGAUUUUGAAUUCCGACUGCAAGAGGUGGAGGCCUAUGAAUGCUUGAUGACUAUGUGCCGACUACUGAUCUAUCAUUCCCAUCUCUACAAAUUCAAGGACAAACAUGUCACUGGACAAAUGAUGAGCACACGAGCCAGAUCCACCAUCUCCAAUGUCAUCCAUAACAUUGAUGAAGCUGCAACCAGAUAUCAGAAACUUUGUGGCGAUCUCGUGGUUCUAGCAGGUGCAAUUGAUGGUGGAAAGCCGGGAUGGGACUGCCAGCUGCGGGAGCUGAGUGCUACAGAUGUCUGUCCUCUGGAAGAGAUUUUACCAGGGGAAACAGAGGGAUGGCAUGCAAUGAGCUGGAUCUGGCAGGUGUAUCAACAUGACACUGAUGCCAAAGAGACCAUGGAGGCCUUGAGAAUUGAAUGGUGCAAGACAAGGGCACACGCUCAUUGCUGGCAUGAGGAGGUGAUUCAAUUGGAGGAGGAGAUGAAACAGGUGAAGGCUUUUUUUGUGUCGGAAGGAAGGACCUGGUUGGUACAUGCUGCAUGA